AUGCUUGAUUUCACAAGUUUACCAGAUGAAUUAAUAAUUAAAAUUUUAUAUCAACUUGAUUCUUCAGAUUUAUUAAAUUUAUUUAGAAUUAAGGCACUAGAUCCAAUUUGGUCAAAUUUGAUUGUUGUUAAUGAUGAUUAUAAUUUUAAAGAAAUUGAAGAUUUUAAUUUGAAGAAUAUUGGUGGUAAGAAUGGAUUUUAUCAACAUGGAGUGGAUAGAAGGUUAAGAAUUCCUCAUGGGGUAUUGACAACUGAUUGGUGUUCCCAUAAAAAUUUGAAAUAUCAAUUUAAACCACUGUUGGUUCUUUUGGUGGUUAAUGAUUUAACUCGUAUUGUUUAUUGGGUUAGAACAAUGAUUUAUUUGUUCACACUAGGUCAAUCAACUCUGUUUAUUAUUCAUUGGAAUGAUCAUACUUGUGCCUCCAAGGUUGAAGAGAUUGAAAAUGAUAGUAAUGAUAGUGAUUAUAGUUAUCAAUUAAGACAUCAUAAAACUCAUACACUUUAUACAGAUCGAUUAUUUGAAAUUUUAAAAAUUUUCCAAGAUAAACUGAAGAUAUUAUCAAUUUAUGCUGAAAGUGUUUUCGAUUUAAGAGUACAAUCAACUCAGUUUUUAAAUCUUGUUGAUAGAAUUAAUUUUCCCAAUGUUGAUUGUUUAUCAUUCUCUCAAAGUUAUUGGAAUCCAGAACGUGAGGAAGAAUGUAAUAAAUUAACUACACCACAUUUUAUAACUCCAGCUUUAAAAGAUUUAUACAUUCAAGAUUGUUUUAGAUCAAUAGAUUUAAAUAACUUCAAUCCACCAGAAUCAAUAAUGUUUAGUUCGGGUACUUCAAUUAAACCAUCAAAUUUAAUAUCAAAUGAUUAUUUAUUCCUGAAACUAAAGAAAUUAUUUUUAAAUAAUGUUAAAAAUGCAAUUAAAAAAUGUUCAUUCCCAGUUCUUGAAGAAUUACAUGUUUGUUCCACAAUUUCUAAUCAAAUCUUAACAAUGGAAGAUUUAAAUGCACCUGAAUUAAUAACUUUACAAAUUGAAAGUAAUUACCUGAAUUUACAUUUACAUAAUUGUGAAUUCCCAAAAUUAUUUAAUCUUCACAUCGAAAUUAAUGGUCAAUUAUGUUUAUUAGAUAAUUAUAUACCAAAUGUGGAAAAUCUUACUAUAGGUGGUUGUGAUGAAACUGAAAUUGAAAGUUUCAAAAUUGAAAGAAAAGCUGCAUUUACAGGAUGUAUUCUAGAAAAAUAUAAACCAAGACUUUUCCAAGCUGGUAAUAAUUCUCCAUUAUUAGCUGAUGAAAAAUAUUCAUUCCCUAAGCUAAGAAGCUUAAACUUAAAAUCAAAUUUAUGUCAAUUUAGAAUUUUAAAACAAAUUGAUUUGGAAUUGUUGAAUAAUUUGAAAAUUACACAGGUUUUAAAUCAAAGUCUUUCAUCACUUAAUUCUUUCAAAUUUAAUGGGUUGAAAAGUUUACAUAUUGAUUCUAUCUUGCAUGAAAAUGGGUUUGAUGCUACAAUUAAUUUAAAUGCACCUAAUUUAGAAACAUUAUAUAUACAAUAUGGUGAACGGUAUGAUAUUUUACAAUCAGGGAAACAAGUUUAUGCAAUGAAUUUAUUUGAUAAUAUAACUGAAUGUUUUCCUCAAUUGAAACAUUUAUAUUAUGAUGGUCCAUUUUUAUAUUCCAAAGGGCUAAUUAAUAAGCCUAUUCAAUUGUUCAAGAAUUUCAAUUUAUUAAAAUUAGAAAGUUUAAUAUUAGAUUUCCAUACAGAGGAAAUUUUCUUUGCAAUUGAAGGGAAUCAUAGAAUUUCAAAAGUUUUUCAUAUAAUUUUUGAAAAUUGUAACUUACCUUUGAUUGAAUCAUUAAUGAUUCGUGCUCCAAAAAAUAUUAAAUUGGAAACUUCAUUGCCAUUAGAAAUUUCUUCCCCCAAAUUGGAAAAUCUUUGUUUGAAUAAUGCCUUUUUAGAUGAUUAUAUUCCAGUUACUAUUGAUUCACUGGGGAAAAUUAAAUAUUUAAAGAAUUUAAGUAUUGCACAUAUCCAAUAA
Molecule: messenger RNA, 2025 nt
Organism: Hansenula ciferrii
Lineage: Eukaryota; Fungi; Ascomycota; Saccharomycetes; Phaffomycetales; Wickerhamomycetaceae
Exons: 1
Coding region: 1-2025 (674 amino acids)
Molecular function (GO): protein binding
Source: RefSeq, a predicted model, not a curated record